GCUUAUAAGAGAAACAUUUAACUCUAGCCUGAAAGAAAACCAUCAGCCACCCAAACACUAGCAGAAUGAGCGACAAUACUGUGUUGGCUCCUCCAACUUCAAACCAGGGUCCCACCACCCCACGCAAAGGGCCCCCCAAGUUCAAGCAGAGGCAGACUCGUCAGUUCAAGAGCAAGCCUCCUAAGAAAGGUGUGAAAGGGUUUGGAGAUGACAUUCCAGGCAUGGAGGGACUAGGAACAGAUAUCACUGUGAUCUGUCCUUGGGAGGCAUUCAGCCACUUGGAGUUGCACGAGCUCGCUCAGUUUGGGAUCAUCUGAGCCACUGGAGGUUCUGCCGCUCUCAUUAGCAUCUGCUGUAACUUUGAUCACUUCUGCCCUAUUGAUCUACCAGAAUUUUGACACGCAGGUGUCGGAAGUGGUUUCCCAC
Capra hircus (goat) is the source of this 426-nucleotide messenger RNA. It is a transcript of the gene PDE6H, whose product is annotated as phosphodiesterase 6H. The transcript is spliced from 4 exons. NCBI's taxonomy places the organism in Eukaryota, Metazoa, Chordata, Mammalia, Artiodactyla, Bovidae. The record is from RefSeq and is a predicted model, not a curated record. Gene Ontology annotation, molecular function: 3',5'-cyclic-nucleotide phosphodiesterase activity; cGMP binding. Gene Ontology annotation, biological process: positive regulation of epidermal growth factor receptor signaling pathway; positive regulation of G protein-coupled receptor signaling pathway; visual perception. Gene Ontology annotation, cellular component: photoreceptor outer segment membrane. The coding region runs from base 66 to 317 and encodes 83 amino acids.